UAUUUAUUUAUUUAUCGUGUUGGAGCCGAUUGGAUAGGAGAAUGGCAUCUGGGACUAGUGACUGUCUGGAAAAGAACAUCCAGUAUCGGGUGGAUCAUUUAUUAACUGCAGUAGAAAAUGAACUUCAAGCUGGCAGCGAGAAAGGAGAUCCAACAGAAAGGGACCUUAAAGUCAGUUUGGAUGAAAAUGAACUUUGGCAGAAGUUCAAAGAACUGACGAAUGAAAUGAUAGUGACCAAGAAUGGCAGGCGCAUGUUCCCAGUGCUAAAGGUGAAUGUGUCCGGUCUGGAUCCAAACGCCAUGUACUCCGUCUUACUGGAUUUUGUGGCAGCAGACAAUCACAGGUGGAAGUAUGUGAACGGUGAAUGGGUACCGGGUGGCAAACCCGAGCCACAAGCCCCGAGCUGCGUCUACAUCCACCCAGACUCACCAAACUUCGGUGCGCACUGGAUGAAAACCUCAGUCUCCUUCAGUAAAGUCAAACUCACCAACAAAUUGAACGGAGGUGGCCAGAUUAUGCUGAACUCGCUACACAAAUAUGAGCCACGUAUCCACAUAGUGCGCGUUGGUGGUCCACAGAGAAUGAUCACCACUCAUUCUUUCUCUGAGACACAAUUCAUAGCAGUUACUGCCUACCAGAAUGAAGAGGUUACUGCUCUCAAAAUUAAAUACAAUCCAUUCGCCAAAGCUUUCCUGGAUGCCAAGGAAAGAAGUGAUCAUAAGGACAUAAUAGAGGAUAUCAGUGAAAGUCAACACUCUGGCUAUUCUCAAUUCAGUAGCUGGUUUCUGCCAGCCACAGGGUCUCUCUGUCCUUCUGCAAACCCUCACGCACAGUUUGGCAGCCCGCUGUCUCUAUCCUCACCCCAUGGCUGUGAACGUUACUCGACUCUGAGAAGUCACCGGUCUAUGCCAUAUCCCAGCCCAUAUGCCCACCCGACUGCCUCUCCCACUGGUUACUCUGAAAGCUCAACCUGUCUCUCCAUGUUGCCGUCUCAUGAUAACUGGUCCAGUCUGCAGAUGUCCUCCCACUCCGGUGUGCUCCCAAUGGGCCACGGCUCUCCCCCAAACUCAAACUCUAGUCAGUACACCAGCUUGUGGUCUGUAGGGAACUCAGCUUUGACCCCAGUGUCUCAGGCUGGAAGUAUGGCCAGCAGUCUGGGCUCCCAGUUUCUCCGCGGCUCUGCCAGUCACUACAGCAGCCUGGCUCACCCAGUCACAGCGCCCUCUUCUGGCUCUCAGGUAUACGACUCCACGGCUGUGACUGAAGUGCACGAGGCCUCACAAUAUGACAGUUCAGCCCAUGUCCGCCUUCCUACAGCCUGGACCCAAGUAACACCAUCCUCCUUAUAGGAAGUUGACCCAAUGGAGUAAAUUA
Molecule: messenger RNA, 1374 nt
Organism: Rhinichthys klamathensis goyatoka
Lineage: Eukaryota; Metazoa; Chordata; Actinopteri; Cypriniformes; Leuciscidae
Gene: tbxtb
Product: T-box transcription factor Tb
Exons: 8
Coding region: 42-1349 (435 amino acids)
Biological process (GO): heart morphogenesis; regulation of transcription by RNA polymerase II; mesoderm formation
Cellular component (GO): nucleus
Molecular function (GO): RNA polymerase II cis-regulatory region sequence-specific DNA binding; DNA-binding transcription factor activity, RNA polymerase II-specific
Source: RefSeq, a predicted model, not a curated record